UCAACUUUAAGCGUACCCUCUGUCAACAUUUAUAAAUCUCCAUCGAAGUCAACAUCGAAUCAGCCAGUAAUUGAAUCAUUGAUGAUGUAUGAUCGAUAUUAGAUCAUCUUGAUACUGUGAAAAGUUGGAAUCUUCAGAAUUUCGAAGAGGACAUGUGACAAGGCGGGUAUGAUUUUACAAAUUAGUUAAAAUGUCUAGUGACAGCAGUCAAACUCCUCAAUCUGUCAAGCGGAAGAAACUUGUCAGACUUGACAGUGAUGAUAGUAAUGAAUCUGUAGUGCAAUCUCAUAGAAGGAAAAGGACAUUUAAGUUUAUUGGUGAAGGUGAAACUAGUGAUGAGGAUAGUGAUGUUCAAAGACCUAUUGUUCGGAGACAAAAUCAUAGGGUUAUUAUAGAGGAUGAGUCAAACUAUGAAAGCAGCAGUUCAGACACUAGCAAAUACAAACAAUUUGGAGGGAAUAGUGAAAGUUCAGAAAUGCAGUCAGAUUGGAGCAGUUCAUCAGAGUUAGAAAAAAGAUCUCCUGUCAGACGAAAGUGUCUUGGCAAACCAAAAAUUAAAAAACUUCCAAAAAUUGUAUCAGAUACAGAUACAGACAAUAAUGAUGAACAAGUAGAAAAGUGUCCAAUUUGUCUACUUCCUUUUAGAAGGCAGCAGUUAGGCACUCCUUCCUCCUGCGAACAUUGUUUCUGUUUAGAAUGUUUACUUGAAUGGAGUAAAAAUACAAAUACAUGUCCAAUAGAUCGACAAACUUUUACAAUAAUUCAUGUCAAAGAUAAGUUUGGUGGACAGAUUAUAAGAUGUGUUCCAGUAGUAGUUACACCUCGGGAAGAAGAAAAUCUGGAUGAUCUUACAUUUUGUGAAGUUUGCCAUCAAAGUGACAGAGAAGACCGCAUGCUUCUUUGCGAUGGUUGUGAUUGUGGUUACCAUUUGGAAUGUUUGACUCCUCCACUUAAUGAAGUACCUGUGGAAGAGUGGUUUUGUCCAGAGUGUUCCCAGAGCAGCCAGAGUGAUGCAGAAGCUGUGGAAAUUGAUAUGGAUGAAAUCUCAGAUCUGAUGGAAGAAGCUCGUAGGCUUGGUGUUUCUUAUGGAAGAACUCGUACCAAUGUGCCACAAGAUUCUUAUCCAAGGAUUAUACCUCGCACUAGACAUAUACAACGUGUUAGAGCUACUAUUCGCAGAAGAAAUAGAUUAGAUGAUAAUACGCAAUUAACCCGUCAACUAACAUUUAAUCCCAACCUACCUUCUACUUCAUCUGGUUUGGAGUCCUUUGGAGAUAACAGUCAAAGUCAUUCCCCAAGCAAUGCAUCUAACUCUUUGGGUUUUGGAGAUCAAAAUUGUUCAGAUAAACAUUCUAAAAAAUCACGGAAAUCACGGAAAUAUACAAGUAGUUCAAGUGAUUCCAGUGAUGAAUGUAUUUCCAAAAAGUCCCGAAGAAGAGUAAAUGAUAAAAAUAAUUCAAAUAAUAGUAAAUAUAGAAGGAAAGGCAGUAAUAGUAUAAAAUCUGGAAGUAGUUCAAGAAAAAGUGGAACUAGAAAUAAUUCAAGAAAGUCUGGAAGAUCUAAAAAAAUGUCUAGUAGAGGAACAUUAUUGAAAGAAGUUAGAAUUACAGAAUGUAAUGAAGAUGGAGAAGAAGAAGAAAUUAUAACUUAUGUUAAGGUGGCUACAAUUGGAUCAAGAAGAAGAAGAAGAACUAAGAGAAGGAAGAGGAGAAGUCGUAGACGUCGAGCUAGAACUGUAUCCAGUGUUUUAGCUAAUACCAAAAGAAGGCUUGCAGUUUCUUUGGGUAUUUGUAAGCCAAUUAAAGGUGCUCAGAUGUUAAUACCUAGUGUUAAAAAUAGUACAGUUGUAACAGAAACUUCUGCGUUAACCGUAUCACGAUAUAAUGCUGGAAUCUCAAGGCUUAGUCUUUUUGGAGAUGGUUUAAAUUUGGAUUAUAGUCCUCCAGGAUCAGAUACGGAAGAUUAUCAUACAACUGGUCCAACUAUAACUGUUCAAAGACAUUCUGUAAUUUCUUCUCGGAGACAUUUACGUUUAAAAAAUGUUGUCACUCCUCAGCAGCCUCAAACCGAUCUCUUAAAUAGCAUAAUAAACGAUCAAGAAAUUUGGCAUUCAAAAAAUAAUAAUGUGACGAUGAAAGCUAACGGACUUCUUUUAAUUAAGAAAAAGGAAAAUUUGGAAGAUUUGAAAAACGAACAAUUAGAAGAAAAAAAAUUACCUAAAACGGAAGAGACAGAAUCUGUUGUAGAAAAUAGAAUUUCUAGAGCUGACACUCCAUUAGAAGUUUCUAGAAUUAAUCCAGAGUCGAUUACUCAGGCCCCAAUGUAUAAUAAUCCUUGCGGAGGAGGAAAUAGGGGUAAUUUCAGAGGUGGCUACAGAGAUAAUACAAGGCAUAGUCAUGGAGGGCAAAAUUAUGGAAGAGAUUCUUUAGCUGGAAGUGGAAGACAUAGUUAUGGAGGAAGUGGAGGUAAUUUUGGUAGAGAUUUUGGGCCACCUGCAUUUUAUAAUCCAAAUUUUGAACAUUGUGGACCUCCAAUGUUUGGAGGCAAUCCUCCAUUCAGAAAUCGGAAUCCACAACACUUUAGAAAUGAAAGAUUUCGUUUCAUGCCUCCUGGAAGACCGCAAUUUAAUUUCGCUGAAGGUUUCGCCGAGCAUCAUUCCUUUCCCGAAAGGUUUGGUCGUCCUAGAUCUCCUCAAGGUCCUAUCGAACGUCCCCAAAAUAAUAUGCCGCCAAAUUUACCAGAAGACACUCCAAGAAGCGACUCUGUAGAGCAACAACCACAAGAUACUGAAAACGCCUCUGUUAGACAAGAAGAAGAUUGUGAUAUUUAUUGCGAUAUUGAAACAAAAUCUGAUGGAGAACUUCAAGAUCAACAAAACGGUUCAAUGGCAUUGUUACCACCACCAGAACCUCCAUCUGGACUUUUAGAUUUUGAAGAAAAUUCUAGAAGUGAUAAAGAUAGUGAUCAAGAACUAGUUAUCGAUGAUAGUCAAAAAGAGGAUACUCCAAAAAAUGAUAAAUAUGAUCCUUUUUCUGUGGAUAGUGAUAGUGAUAGUGAAACAAAGAAAAAUGAAGAGGUUAUGGAAGAGAAAAGAGAAGAACAGACUGUACAAGGUGUGAUGCAAUCUGAGGUGCCAGAUACAUCAAUUCGUUUGUCAGCUUACGAUGACGAGGAAGAAGAAGAUUCCCAAGCAGAUUGUCCAAAUUUCUCUAUUUAUUCUUCUCAAACGAUGGAUGUAGCACGUCAUACUGAACAACAAUUAUCACAACAAAUAGGACCUCUUGAACCACCCCCUCUUCCCCCUUCAAUUCCAGAUGAUGACGAUGUCAUUGUUGGCGAUGUUCAAGCUUGUGAUCUUGCUGAUAUUCCAGAACCGUCAGAUCCAUACGUGGAAGCUUUACGAAAGGAAAGACAAACUUUAAGUAAAAUACCACCAAAGAAAAUUUCUCAUGACAGUAGAGGCAAGAUUACAUUUAAAAUUGGUACUAAGUUGAAGAUAAAUAACAGACUAUUAGGACUGCAGGAGGAAGAGAAGGAGAGUGGUGAUGAAAAGAAAAAAGAAACCGAGCCUGCAAAAGAGGAAGAAACUUCGGUUGAUCGUGAAGAAGAAAGAAAGAAAAUUGCUAAGAGCAAAUUCGAAGAAGAAGUUCAAUCGAAAGAAGAUAAAAAAGAAGAUUCAGAAGAAUCUUUAACAUCUGCAAAUCCUUUGGAUUUCAAAGAAAAAGACAUAAUUGAAGAAGAAAAGGAAAAAGAAUGGAUAGAAACAUCUAAAGGCAACAUGAUGGAAAAAAACUCUAAUGUAGUUGUUUCUAUCGAAAUAACUGAACAGUUGUCUCCAAAAAAGUUAGAAAACGAGUUAAGUAGUGAGUGUAUGUCGGAAGAAGGGAGUGAAACAUUCUCUUCGUUUCACCAGAUAUCAAAACCAGAUGUUGAGGAAGAAGAUUUGAAGGAGGUUUCGAAAAUUGAAGAAGAACACGAUGAAAUAAAAAUCAAGGACCCUGAUGAUAUAGAGAGUGAUAAAGAUGAUAAAGAACAGCAUCGUAUUGGCGAAGAUGAAGAAGAGGACGAAGAUGAUGAAGAGGAGGAAGACGAGGAAGAAGAGGAAGAGGAGGAAAGAUUUCCCAUUGAAAAAGAAAAACCAAACAAAAAAUGUACAGUCGAAGAUGUCGAUAAAAGUACAUGGGAAUCUGACGGCGCUUACACUCCUUGCAAAGAUGAACUUCCUUUGAAAGAAUCGAAAUCUUCUGAGCAGUUGCCACCUAUUGAAAGCGGUUUAGAACCAAUUACACCAACAAAGGAUAAACCUGACGAUUUAGAUAGUUGUAGGACUCCCGUAGAUUAUAAUGUUUUGGGCACAGAAGCUAUUUCAGAAACAGAUGAAGCAAUGAAUUUCGAAGAUGAAUUAACUUUAUUGAGUUUACGAAAAGAGAAAGAAAUGGAAGAUGGAGAAAUUGUCGAGGAAAAAACUGUAAAAGAAGGAGAUAAAGCUGAAAUAGAAAAGGAAGAUGAAAAGAAACGAAAGAAAAAAGAAAAGAAAGAAAAGAGUAAAGAGACCGAAAAGAAUAAAGAAAAUAUUGCUUCGGAAAAUCAAGUUGCAUGGAAGAAACUUUCGAAAAGUACGAAAGAGAGAUCUUACAGGGACAAGGAAAAGAGAUCAAAGUCAAAGGAAAAAGAGAAACCGAAGAAAAAGAAAGAAGUCGUCAAAAAGAAGGAAAAAAGGAAAGAGUUGCCCAGAUAUGACGUUAGAAAAAUAGUUGCGGAAAGACCAUCAAGACCUAGAAAAGACGAAUAUGGACGGGAUAUUAGAGAAAAGUCGAGGCAAAGAAGUAGAUCAAGAAGCUGCAGUUCGUCCAAACGUUCUAGAUCGUAUUCCAAGCUUCGAUCCAGAAGUAGAUCUAGAACUAGGUUACAAAGAUCUUGGUCUAGAGACCGUAGAUCUUACACGAAAUCCCUUUCCAGGCGGAGAUCCCUUUCUCGUGGAAGACGUAAAUCGCCGAAAAGAAGAUCAACUUCUAGAAGGAGAUCUUCUUCGAGAAAACGAUCGCUUUCCCGAAGAAGGUCGAGAUCUCUUUCUCGAAAACGGAGAUCCUUGUCGAGAAGAAGGUCUAGAAGAUCUAUUUCGAGAUCAAGAAGGUCUCUUUCGAGGUCUAGACAAAGAAGGUCUAUAUCGAGAUCUAGAAGAUCGUUGUCCAGAUCUCGUGACAGGCGUAAAGACAAGAAGAAAUACAAAUCUCGAAGUCGGUCAAGGAAUAGGAAGAAAUCCAGAUCAAAAUCGCCUAGAAAGUCUUCAAAGUCCAGAGAAAGAAAACAUUCAAAAAGGAAAGCGCAAAGUAGAUCAAGAUCGAAAGGAAGAUCUUGUUCUAGAAACUGGGAACAAGUUGACAAAAUUAAGCAGGAACCGAUUACGUCCAGAGAAUGGUCUCCAAUGCUAGACAACGUUUCAGUUCCACCAAAAAAUCUAACCGUAAUUUUAACAAAUAAAGAAGCUAUUAAGAAGAAGAAAAAAGAACGCAGAAAGGAAAGCAAAAAAGCAAAAGAUGAAAAAAAGAGAAAAGGAAAAAGAAAUAGAACUCCACCACCAUCGAAAGAAGUUUUCGCUAGUGGAGAUAAUAUUUUGGUUAGUGUGUGCUUCAAUAAAGAUAACGAAAACGAUCAAUCAGGAGUUCCUGAACUUCCAGAGACAAUUCCUCUGAUUCCUCCUCUUAAACGUCGUCGUAGAGAAUCUCUUCAAGCUGAUCCUCCGAAACGUUCAAAAAAAGAAAAGUCGAAAGACAAGCGUUCUAAAUCUCCAAAACCUAAAAAGGAUAAAAAGAAAAAAUCAAAAGCAGCUGAAAUAGCAGCAACGAAGAAACCAGUCGCGGUGAUUGAUCUGGAUCAAUCUCCAUUCCGGGAACAGACGCCAUCUCCUAGAGAUGUGAUCGUUCUCAGCGACGAUGACGAUAAGCAAAUUCAACAAGUUACCCCAGAUCAGUGUCAACCAUCACAAAAUUCUCCACCGCGCGAACAAUUUGUUUCUCAGGGUCCAAAAACUCCUCCAGAACCACAAAUAAAAUUUUCGAUAAAUAAGCAGACUAGUAACUUACGACCGUCAAUGUUAAAUCCGCUUUUAGAUGAGGAAGAGGAGGAAGAGAUGGACGAAAGGGUCGAAGAGGAGUUAGAAAUGAGAGCGCAAGAAGAAUUAGAAUUAAGAUUAAAAAUUGGACCAAAUACACCUCCAGAACCACCAACAUCUCCACCAACUAGUCCAGAUGCGUACGAUCCGUUUGAUCCAACUAAGUCCAGGUCGCCAACACCAGAUGCGAGCCAAGAGGCAAAUUCCAGUGACGAAAGAAGAAGGUCUCCAAGGAAGCACGACUCUGCGGAUGGAAACAUUCUCGAAGAGGAAAAUAUGCAGACCCAGGAGAGACAGAGUCAAGAGAAGCAACUGGAAAAACCUAAGAUCAUUUCUAUGGUUACGAUUAAGAGAGCUUCUCCACAAAGGGACGACGUUAACGAAAACGAGAGCAAUAAGGACACCGCAGUCUCAACCGGAAAUCUAGAGGUACAACAGAGUCAACAAAACGUACAAAACCAGAGUAAUCCUUUCGCCGUGAUGAAUCCUGUACUGGCUACAGUAGCUGCAGCAGUACAGAGAAGCGGAGUUUUUAGCGCGUCAAAUUCAAAUAGUAGUCAACGUAACUUGUUACAGUCGAAUCGAAUUUCUCCAAGUAAUCAACAAAAACAACGUUCUGGCGAUCGUUCGCAGGCACCUCCAGUCUUUACGAAUUCAGGCAAACCUUUGAGAAGCUCGAAGUCUGGACAGACGAAAACCAACGGACAAAACGGAAACGAUGCCGGUACGGAAACAGCGGACAAUGUGGAUAUGUCUUCCCCCUAUUCGCCUGGAUCAACGCUUAGUGAUGGAAUCUUCGAUCCACCGAGUCCAACGAAUUACAAUAAUUCACCUGGUGCUGGGGCAGGGAGUGGAGCAGGACCUGUUGGUAUCCAGCCUACCAAAAAUAGUAAUUCGAAAACGAUUAAAACUACUGAGAAGAAGGAUGCUUUCGAUGCUCUUUUCGGUACUUUACCAGUUACAAAAACUGCCAGUAAACCGACUAGAAGCAAGAAACCUGAAAAAGAUAAGAAAAAGAAGUCCACGAAUCCGAAGGUUGGUGUCAGAAUGGACGAGAAUCAGCUUCAAAUAUUGGAUGAUCUUCCAAGUUCUGCGGUUGAGAUGCAAGUCAAGGAUAAGUUCCUAAAGAAAUUAAAUCGUCAAGAACGAGUAGUUGAGGAAGUAAAAUUGGUCCUGAAGCCACAUUACACGAAAAAACAUGUAACAAAAGAAGAGUACAAGGAUAUUAUGCGGAAAGCAGUACCUAAGAUAUGCCACAAUAAAACAGGAGAAAUAAAUCCGAAGAAAAUUGCCCAUUUAAUAGAAGCUUACGUCAGAAAAUGCAGAAGUAGCAAAAAGAAAACUACCGAGAGUUCCUCCACGAAGGCCUCUAAACCAGCAAAAAUUUUGUGGAGUUGA
This is a messenger RNA of Habropoda laboriosa, 7510 nucleotides long. RefSeq lists its product as uncharacterized. The record is from RefSeq and is a predicted model, not a curated record. Lineage: Eukaryota; Metazoa; Arthropoda; Insecta; Hymenoptera; Apidae.